AUGUCAUCUGAUAAAGGAACUGAAAAUAAACCAAAAACCAUUAAUUUUAAUGAUGAAUUAGAUAAAAAAGGUUCUUUCAUACGUGUUCAAAGUUCAUUCCGUAAUUUUAUUUCAUCAAAUCCAGAUGCAGAGUUUAAACCAGAAGCAAAUCGUUAUCAUAUUUAUAUCUCUCUUGCUUGUCCAUGGGCAUCUUCAGUUUAUUUAACUUUAGAAAUGAAAGGAUUACAAGAUGUAAUUGGUGUUUCAAUUGUAGAUUAUUUAUUACAAGAGGGUGGUUGGCAUUUUUCUGAAAGGGAAGGUUCAACAGUAGAUAAAAUUAAUGGAUUCAAUUUUUUAAGACAAGUCUAUGAGCUCUCUGAUAAAAACUUUAAUGGACGUGUUACCGUACCUGUACUUUUUGAUACCAAAACUAAAAAGAUUGUCAACAAUGAAUCACCAGAAAUCAUUCGUAUGCUCAAUAGUGAAUUCAAUCAAUUCGCUAAACAUCCAGAAAUUGAUUUAAACCCAACUGAAUUACAAACUCAAAUUCAAGAAAUCUAUGAUUUCAUCUAUCCAAAUAUUAACAAUGGCGUUUAUCGUUGUGGUUUUGCAAUCUCUCAAGAAGCUUACUCUGAUGCUUUUGAAAAAUUAUUUAAUGCUUUAGAUAAAGCUGAAGAUAUCUUAUCAAAACAACGUUAUUUAGUUGGUUCAAAAUUUACUUAUGUUGAUAUUAGAUUAUUUGUCACAUUAAUUAGAUUUGAUUGUGUCUAUGUUGGUCAUUUCAAAUGUAAUAAAAAACAAAUCAAAGAAUAUCCAAAUCUUUCAAACUUUGUUCGUGAAAUCUAUCAAAUGGAAGGUACUAAAAAGACUGUAGACUUUUUCCAUAUUAAACAUCAUUAUUAUGAAUCUCAUAGAACCAUCAAUCCAUACGGUAUCGUUCCAGUUGGUCCAAAUAUGGACUGGGUUAAUGAACCACACAACCGUGCAAACCUUUAA
Molecule: messenger RNA, 975 nt
Organism: Dictyostelium discoideum AX4
Lineage: Eukaryota; Evosea; Eumycetozoa; Dictyosteliales; Dictyosteliaceae
Exons: 4
Coding region: 1-975 (324 amino acids)
Molecular function (GO): glutathione transferase activity
Source: RefSeq, a predicted model, not a curated record